AUGUUUCAGACGAAAUUCCAAGAGCCGUUAAUCAGCGUGUACUAUAGCAUCGGCAGCCGUCCGCUGGAUAACUGGGCCGUUAAUCAGUUCAAAGAAGGAGAAAUGCAACAUGUCCAAGACGAUCUGCUAAAGUCCAAGGUGCUCCAGUUACAGUCGCCAAACGUGAACGCAUGUUGUAUAACAUGUCCGAUGAACCCCAAAAGUUCGCUCAGUGUUCGGCUGCCGUUCGUCACGUUAUUGGUGAAAAACCUCGAACGAUUUUUUACGUUCGAAAUUACGAUUUUGGACAGCGAAAACAUUCGCCGGCGUGUGCGCGUGAGCAAUUACCAUACGAUCAAAAAGCUGAGCACGUUCAUAGUCACGAUGCCGUUUUGCAUGAAUGAGGGUUGGAACCAACUGAACUUGAAUUUGGCUGCGAUCACAAGUGACUCUUUUAAGACGACUUACGUGGAGACGGUACGAGUCCAGGUUCACGCCAACUGUCGAUUGAGGAGAAUAUACUUUAGUGACCAGCAGUACAAGGACGAUCAGCUGCCGAACUCGUAUAGGUUGCACGGGUCCAAGGAUGUGCGAGAGAAACCGAAGAGCUUGCUGAGAAAAAAUUCGGCGGUCGUCGACAAAUAUUCGGCGGGCGACAAAUUGUAG
This is a messenger RNA of Metopolophium dirhodum (rose-grain aphid), 645 nucleotides long. Its product is annotated as cilia- and flagella-associated protein 20-like. The coding region runs from base 1 to 645 and encodes 214 amino acids. The record is from RefSeq and is a predicted model, not a curated record. Gene Ontology annotation, cellular component: motile cilium; ciliary basal body. Lineage: Eukaryota; Metazoa; Arthropoda; Insecta; Hemiptera; Aphididae. Gene Ontology annotation, biological process: cilium assembly; regulation of cilium beat frequency involved in ciliary motility; positive regulation of cell motility. The transcript has 3 exons.